AUGAAUAUUCGUGAAGCAUUGAUGAGGGCUGAGAAAUCUUUAAAGUUGAGCCAACGGAAGGACUGGUACAAGAUUUUGGGAGUUUCAAAGUCUGCACCUAUAUCCGAAAUUAAACGGGCUUACAAGAAGCUUGCUUUGCAGUGGCACCCAGAUAAGAAUGUUGAUAACAGAGAAGAAGCGGAAGCCAAAUUCCGUGAAAUAGCAGCUGCAUAUGAGGUUCUUGGGGACGAGGACAAACGUGCAAGAUAUGACAGAGGGGAAGACAUUGAAGACAGGGAUAUGGGAAUGGGUGGUGGUGGUGGAUUUAAUCCUUUUGGCGGAGGGGGACAGCAAUUCACAUUUCACUUUGAAGGAGGGUUUUCCUGGUGGAUUCCAGUUUUGACCUCAGUGAAGUAUGAGGUUAUAUUCGCCUGA
Molecule: messenger RNA, 414 nt
Organism: Ilex paraguariensis (yerba mate)
Lineage: Eukaryota; Viridiplantae; Streptophyta; Magnoliopsida; Aquifoliales; Aquifoliaceae
Source: the annotation of a GenBank genome assembly